Oncorhynchus mykiss (rainbow trout) is the source of this 3853-nucleotide messenger RNA. It is a transcript of the gene fut8b, whose product is annotated as fucosyltransferase 8b (alpha (1,6) fucosyltransferase). NCBI's taxonomy places the organism in Eukaryota, Metazoa, Chordata, Actinopteri, Salmoniformes, Salmonidae. Gene Ontology annotation, biological process: protein N-linked glycosylation. The record is from RefSeq and is a predicted model, not a curated record. Gene Ontology annotation, molecular function: protein binding; glycoprotein 6-alpha-L-fucosyltransferase activity. Gene Ontology annotation, cellular component: Golgi cisterna membrane.
AUUGAUAAGCUUUUGCCUGCGUUAUUUAAUUUUACAGCACAUAAAUGUGUGGCUCUUAAAACGAUGAGUUGUACAAAGUCAUGAAAUGCAAGGUGGGUAAAUUGACAUUACGGCCUGCCAUGCCGCGGAAGAGCCCAUGCGUUUGGUGCGCAGUGACCAAAAGUGAAGUUGCCGCUUCCUCGCUCUUUCCAUUGGAAUCGCAGUAGCAGAAUCAGAGUGCUUACAGUAUGUAGGCUAUGUGACUGCCAGACCCCUCUUUCUCUCUGACACCGAUGCGGUGGCACUAGGUAGUAGAUUGUCAAACUGCGGGGUGAGGAGCCGCGGAGGAGACGUAAACCCAAUAAUCAGUGCCACAGGGCCGUCUAUCAACGCGGCUGCAGUACAGCAAUCUGACACUGGCAUGCGCACUGCAGUUUAGAGUCAAUUCGAGUCUCCUCAACCGGAGCCACAGGCAGCAGUGACUAUUCCGAUAACAGCCGUCCCCAGUUCCUGUUUCCGCCGCAGCUUUUUCCAACCGAAUUUUGGACCAAAACAUCGCCGCUGCGUCAGACUUCAACUUCGUCAGGCCUUCCCUCUCGGAUCUCCCGGAAGCCUGGUGUGUCAAGUGAAGGAGCCAGGCCAAACACAUGAAGUAAUCAGGACCGGAGGAAAAGGUGACGUGUACAAACCAGGUGCAACCAGCAAGGGGCAAGGAGUGGAACGAUAAACACACAGUCACCAAGGAGCACGAAAAAACAGGAGGUGGAGACCCCUGCAGGACAGGACAGGAACAACAGCCAGGAGCCUUAGUCAGUCAGUUAACCCUCUGAGGAGAAAAACAUGCUCUAGCACAAGAAGAGGGGACUGGUUGGAAUACUCACCAAAGAAACACCCAAUUGUAUCCCCUUUCACGCCUUCCACAAAACCCCUCGUCUCUCUUACUACCUCCCUCCCCCUGCCCAGCGGUGCCAGAGAGGAUGCCCUGGUGGGUAUUGUGACGGGGCGCGACGGUGUGUGUGGGUGGCCAGGCUGAACUACAAUGCGGCCCUGGGCGGGCUCGUGGCGCUGGAUCACCCUGGUGUUGCUGGCGUGGGGCACGCUGCUCUUCUACAUCGGGGGCCAUCUGGUGAGAGACAGCGAACACCCUGAGAGGUCCAGCCGCGAGCUAUCUAAGAUCCUGGCCAAACUGGAGCGCCUCAAGCAGCAGAACGAGGACCUGAGACGCAUGGCAGAGUCCCUCAGGAUACCUGAGGGCAAAGUAGAAGAGGGAGGGGCCCUGGCUGUGGGGAGACUACGCUCGCUGGAGGACCAGCUGACCAGAGCCAAGCAGAAGAUCCACAGCUUCCAGAGACUGACCGGAGAUGGUCCAGGCCCCACCCAGGAGGAGCUGAGGCGGAGGGUAGAGAACGGUGUGAGGGAGCUCUGGUACUUUGUCCGCAGUGAGGUGAAGAGCCUUGGCCAUGUGGAGGCCGGGGGAAGGCCCAGACAGGCUGACACCCUGCUACAAGACCUGGGACACCAGCAGAGGUCUAUCAUGACAGACCUGUACUACCUCAGCCAGGCUGAUGGAGUGGGAGACUGGAGAGUGAAGGAGGCCAGGGACCUGUCUAACCUGGUGCAGAGCAGGAUCACCUACCUACAGAACCCCCAGGACUGCAGCAAGGCACGUAAGCUGGUGUGUAACAUCAACAAGGGCUGUGGCUAUGGCUGUCAGCUGCACCACGUGGUCUACUGCUUCAUGAUCGCAUACGGCACCCAGCGCACCCUCAUCCUGGAGUCCCACAACUGGCGCUACGCCACGGGUGGCUGGGAGACCGUCUUCCACCCCGUCAGCAACUCCUGUACCGACCGCACUGGGGUGUCUACAGGGCACUGGUCAGGUGAGGCCCAUGACAAGGACAUCCAGGUGGUGGAGUUACCCAUCGUGGAUAGCCUACACCCCCGCCCCCCGUACCUGCCCCUGUCCAUCCCGGAAGACCUAGCCCAGCGUCUACACCGUCUCCAUGGUGACCCGUCUGUGUGGUGGGUGUCUCAGUUCGUUAAGUACCUGGUGCGUCCACAGGCCUGGCUGGAGAAGGAGAUUGCAGACACCACAGCCAAGCUGGGUUUCAAGCACCCCAUCAUAGGGGUCCAUGUUCGACGGACAGAUAAGGUGGGGACGGAGGCUGCGUUCCACCCUAUAGAGGAGUACAUGGUGCACGUGGAGGAACAGUUCCAACACAUGGCCAGACGCAUCCACGUGGACAAGAAACGAGUCUACCUGGCAACAGAUGACCCCUCACUACUGCAAGAGGCUAAGACGAAGUACGCUGACUAUGAGUUCAUCAGUGAUAACUCCAUCUCGUGGUCAGCCGGCCUUCACAACCGCUACACCGAGAACUCUCUGAGAGGAGUCAUCCUAGACAUACACUUCCUGUCCCAGACCGACUUCCUGGUCUGCACCUUCUCCUCACAGGUGUGCCGCGUGGCCUACGAGAUGAUGCAAACGCUGCACCCGGACGCCUCCUCCUUCUUCCACUCGCUAGACGACAUCUACUACUUCGGUGGUCAGAACGCCCACAACCAGAUCGCCAUCUACCCCCACCAACCCCGCAGCCCCGAAGACAUACCCCUGGAGCCCGGUGACGUCAUCGGCGUGGCGGGGAACCACUGGGAUGGCUACUCGAAAGGGGUCAACCGUAAAAUGGGCCGCACCGGCCUCUACCCGUCCUACAAAGUCAAGGAGAAGAUCGAGACCGUGAAGUAUCCCACGUACCCCGAGGCAGACAAGCUGCUCUCAAACUCCCAACAUAAGUGAAGAAGAAAGGGAAAGAUGAAAAUAAAAAUAGAGAAAGAGACUCUGAUUCAGUGAUAGAACAGGGGGAAAGGGGGGGGGGGGGUGGUCGUGUUUAGGCUGCACUGAGAGUCUGUGUGUUGUGUGUGUGUGGGUCUGUAAAUUAUGGAAUCUUGCAGCUGCCACUACAUCGUCCCCGUGCACACAGAUUAUGAUGAAAAGUAUCAAUCAAACAUUGAUUUCAAAUGAACCGGAAAACAAUUAAACGCCCGUAGCCGACAACGUGGACUGGGAAUGGAACUAGCCAAUUGGGUCGAGCCUUGGAUCAAGGGCUGAGAAACAAUUAUAAACUGGAAGAAAAAAACAUGUUUUCAUUUUUAUUCAAUUAUUUUGGUGGUUUUAAUUCUAUUCUUGCCUUAUUUCUUCUCUCCUGUGUUCAUUAAAUGUACUGUAUCUUGUAUCUUCCCCUUGCCAUAUUCACUCACUGCGUUCCUCCACUCUCCUUUUGCUCCAAUAGCACUGUCCAACAUCUAGUCUUUCAUGUGCAAUUCCUUUUAUACCACCUUAAUGUCUUUUUAACAAGUGAUUUGAUUUUAACGUGCGUGUGUCUGUUUAGGGGGAAUGACAUGGUGCCUGUCAGCAGUGAGCGGCGUCCUUAUGUCCUUACUGAAUAGUUGUGUUGUGCUCAAUGAGACUGGUGGUGACAGUUGGACCCUUAGCAGGAACUUGAGCCGUGAACUAUGGUGACCAAUAAGUGAAGAUUGAUGAUGGUGAACAAUGUUAAUCUAUGUUGAACAAUAAUACUCUAUGGUGACCUAUGAUUACCUUUGAACUAUGAUGACCUGUAAUGAUCUACGGUGAACUACAGUGCACACAGGAGCACUCUUUAGGCUCACCAAACAAAGCACUCCACUGAGCUAAUGUCCUUUUGACAUCUCUACGUCCGUCUAAGUCCAUCUGUUUGUUUGUUGUAUUAUUUUUUUUACUAACAUUACUGUUGGAAAUAUGAGGGGGGGGGGGGGGAAUAGAUGCCUAUGUUGAAAUUGAUAAUGCUAUGUCAUAAGAGGUUUGUAAUCGACUGUCAUAAAGAACUUUGUCAUA